This is a messenger RNA of Wyeomyia smithii (pitcher-plant mosquito), 2009 nucleotides long. It is a transcript of the gene mTerf3, whose product is annotated as transcription termination factor 3, mitochondrial. Gene Ontology annotation, biological process: mitochondrial ribosome assembly; regulation of DNA-templated transcription. The transcript has 2 exons. Gene Ontology annotation, molecular function: double-stranded DNA binding. Lineage: Eukaryota; Metazoa; Arthropoda; Insecta; Diptera; Culicidae. Gene Ontology annotation, cellular component: mitochondrion. Bases 166 to 1203 code for a protein of 345 amino acids. The record is from RefSeq and is a predicted model, not a curated record.
CAGCAAUUCUGCCGAAACAUAUUUUGUUCUUCAAUUGAAGCGUAAAACUGGCCGCAAUCCCAGUUUAGAGAUGUAAGACGGAAUCACAUGUGCUUCUGUUUACCUUUGUCGGCAAUUUUUAUUAUGCAGUUCGAGAGAAAAAUGUUGUUUAGGUAAAGUUCCAACAUGUUUUUCGUUUCUCGUGUACUAGUGAGGAGAAUAAAUCAAUUGUCCAUCCUACGUUUUGCAUCAGACGCAGUAGCAGAUAGUCAAGUUGGAUUUGGCACUUCGAAUUCAGAACACACGCUUCAGAAUGCCUACGAUUCUACACGGUCACCGUUGGAGCCUGUCUCGGAAGGCAAUGCCGCAAUUGAAGUAUAUCCAAACAUUCGACCAGCAUUCAACUUUGCUGCGUACGUGAAUAAAUCUGAACCUUUGCAACAACUGGUUCGACUUGGCGUUGAUCUCCAUAAGUUGGAGAAACGCAAAGGAAUACCGCAAUUUAUAUUGAGGCUCGACUUCGAACGGGAUAUGAAACAACAUCUGAGAUGUCUCACCGAUGUUGGCGUUGCUACAGAAGCCCUCGGAGAGUUUAUUACCAAAAAUCCAUUGAUAUUUAAAGAGGAUAUUGGUAAUAUGGAAGUUCGCAUAAACUAUUUGCAAUCGAAACAAUUCCUACCGGAGCAAAUCGCAAGAAUUAUUUACAAAAAUCCGUUUUGGCUAAUGAUUAGUACUAAACGAAUAGACAGGCGACUGGGGUUCUUCCAAAAAACUUUCGAACUGAGUGGUAACGAUGUACGGUUGCUCACGGCUAAACAGCCUAGGCUUAUUACGUACAAUCUGGAACACGUUCGGAAGAAUACUUUUGCAAUCAAGGAAGAACUGGGUUUCGAAAAAGAAGAAAUGAAACAGUUGCUGUUGAGUAAACCUAAACUUUGGAUGAUAAAUGAAGAUAAACUCAUGCACCGGUUCGAGUACGUGCAUCGUAAAAUGCAACUAACAAACGCUGAAAUACUUAGAACUCCGGAAAUUCUGCUAGCACGUGAUCACAGGAUAAAGCAGCGUCACGGGUUCUUACAGUUUCUUGGAAAAGCCCAGUAUAAUCCGCGGAAAGAAUUGUAUGUUUCGCCCAAAACAUUGGUGGAAGGUACCGACCAAGACUUUGUCAUUGAGGUUGCUAAAUCGGAUAUGAUGAGCUUUAACAAUUACUUAAAAACACUUUAACUUAUCACAUUAAGAAUUAAAGAUAUAUUGAGAGCCAAAGAUAGUCAGAUCUACUUGAAACAUGUGAAACCACAACUACUUUGUACAUUAGCUAAGCUUGCCUAGUUCAAUUUUUCGUUUUAAUGCAUGAAUUGAGGUAAACAGUAAGGAAUCAAUUAUUCCUGCGACAGUAUAUAUUCCUCCGACAAUUGCGCACAAAUUUGUUGCGAAGUGACUGAAUGAACUACAAUAAACAGAGGACCUUAGUAUGGCAAGCAAAAGUUCAGAUAUGUAUCAACAACUAAUACCUACCUUCUCUUCUCCGUAAAUCUGACCAUAAGGGGAGAAAGCUCAUAAUUCACAAAAAUUCCUGGCAUUCCUGUUUCGCCGCUUGCUAAGGAUACACUUUUCUGGUGCUUUGUUACAGAAAAUUGAUUGGUGUAUAGUUUAGGUCCAUUAAUGGGAACAAACUCGGUUGGAACUAUUUUUAUGUAGUACUGAAACAUCAUGGCACCUACAAAGAGAAAAGAAUAAGUUAAAUGAAUUCCAGCAUGGUCAUUAUGGUUGAAUGUCAUUUAAAUAAAAUACUAAUGCAUUUCGAGUAGGCCUAUGAAAAGACGCCAUCUUUUCGUGACCGAAAAAUAACAAGCAACACUAUGGAACCACGGUGGGUUCGCAAUGGAAAUGGAACCGAAAAAAUGUCACAUAAAACCCAGUGCAAAAGCAUAGGCGCGUCUAAGGCCUGAUUUCGAGUCAUUCUGCAAUUUAUAUGUUGGUAAUUCUUUUUAUCACCUACCUUAUUCUCGUCAAUAAAAACUUAUUUUUUA